AUGGUUGCUAAAGAUGAAAAGAAAAUUGAGCCAGAUGUUUGGUAUGUGGAUACUGGCUGCAACAACUACAUGAGUGGUAGUAAGUCUUCUUUCUCUCAUCUGAAUGAAAAUUUUCAAUCUACUGUGAGUUUUGGUGAUCAUUCUACUGUGAAAGUAAUGGGAAAAGGUGACAUUAAAAUAAAAACGAAGAAUGGUUUUGUGGAAACAAUAUCUAAUAUAUUGUAUGUUCCUAAUUUGAAAAGUAAUUUAUUGAGUGCUGGCCAAUUACAAGAAAAGGGUUAUGUGAUCACUAUUAAAAAUGGUGUUUGUGAAAUAUAUGAUUCUGCUAGAGGUGCUAUUGCUGUUAUUCAGAUGAGUUCAAACAGAUUGUUUCCAUUAAAGAUUGAAGGAAUCCAAUCUAGUUUAAUGGCUGAAAUGAAAGAUCCUUCAUGGUUAUGGCAUUUUCGCUAUGGCCAUUUGAGCUUUAGUGGGUUGAAGACGCUCCAACAGAAAAAUAUGGUGACAAGCCUCCCUCAAAUCACAAUUCCUCAUUCCUUAGUAUGUGAAGAAUGUGUUGUUAGCAAACAACAUCGAUCUGAAUUUGCAAAAGGGAACUCAUGGAGAGCAAAGAGAAUUUUGUAA
Gastrolobium bilobum is the source of this 621-nucleotide messenger RNA. RefSeq lists its product as uncharacterized. The record is from RefSeq and is a predicted model, not a curated record. Bases 1 to 621 code for a protein of 206 amino acids. The transcript has a single exon. NCBI's taxonomy places the organism in Eukaryota, Viridiplantae, Streptophyta, Magnoliopsida, Fabales, Fabaceae.